UCUUCUUCUGGAAAGAAAAAGAGGGGGAGAGAGAGAGCGCGAGAGAGAGUGUGAGAGAGAGAGAGAGAGAAAAAAAGAGACAAAGUUCCCCUCCUUCCUUUGGGCCGCUUUAAACUGCGAUAGUGGAGGAUAAAGCAGAAGUCGGAAACUGGAUUGGGAAAAAAAAGGGAUCUCGUUGAGACUGAGAACUAAAGCGGACUGGGGGAUAUUACAGAGACGGCACAUCCAACAGUGUGGGAGCGCAGACUGAUGGCGCAAAGGUACGAUGAACUUCCUCAUUACGGUGGGAUGGACGGAGUUGGGGUACCGGCGUCCAUGUACGGAGACCCUCACGCCCCCCGGCCGAUCCCUCCAGUCCACCACCUCAACCACGGACCGCCGCUCCACAGCCAGCACUACGGCCCACAUACACCUCAUCCUAAUGUCAUGCCCACAAGCAUGGGCUCUGCUGUCAACGAUGCCCUAAAGAGGGAUAAAGAUGCAAUUUAUGGGCAUCCUUUAUUUCCUCUGUUAGCGCUGGUUUUUGAGAAAUGUGAGUUAGCGACCUGCACUCCACGAGAACCCGGCGUAGCAGGCGGUGACGUCUGCUCGUCUGACUCCUUUAACGAGGACAUAGCAGUAUUCGCAAAACAGGUCCGCGCAGAAAAACCACUAUUCUCUUCUAAUCCUGAACUGGAUAACUUGAUGAUUCAAGCUAUACAAGUGUUAAGGUUCCACCUCUUGGAGUUAGAAAAGGUUCACGAACUGUGUGAUAACUUCUGCCACCGGUACAUUAGUUGUUUAAAAGGGAAAAUGCCCAUAGAUUUAGUCAUCGACGAGCGAGAUGGAAGUUCCAAAUCUGACCACGAAGAGCUAUCCGGAUCAUCGACAAAUCUAGCAGAACAUAAUCCAUCAUCUUGGAACAGGGACCAUGAUGAUGCAACAUCGACGCACUCAGCUGGUACACCUGGACCCUCCAGUGGGGGCCAUGCUUCCCAGAGUGGGGACAACAGCAGUGAACAAGGUGAUGGGUUAGACAACAGUGUGGCCUCACCGGGCACAGGUGACGAUGAUGACCCAGAUAAGGAUAAAAAGCGACAGAAAAAAAGAGGCAUUUUCCCCAAAGUAGCGACAAAUAUUAUGAGGGCAUGGCUCUUCCAGCACCUCACGCAUCCGUACCCAUCAGAGGAGCAGAAGAAACAGUUAGCUCAAGACACAGGACUCACAAUCCUACAAGUGAACAACUGGUUUAUUAAUGCCAGGAGAAGAAUAGUACAACCCAUGAUUGACCAGUCAAAUCGAGCAGGCAAGUCCCAAGUAGUAACUAUAUUCAAGUCCCGCAGGCACAAAUCCUCAACAAGUUAUUCUUCAGGAGUCCCUUCACCUGUAAGCCAAGGAGCAGCAUACAGUCCAGAGGGCCAACCAAUGGGAAGUUUUGUAUUGGAUGGUCAGCAACAUAUGGGAAUUCGGCCUGCUGGUUUGCAAGGCAUGCCAGGGGACUAUGUAUCUCAGGGUGGUCCUAUGGGUAUGAGUAUGGCGCAGCCAAGUUACACUCCUCCCCAGAUGACCCCACACCCUGCCCAGUUAAGACACGGACCCCCAAUACAUUCCUAUCUCCCAAGUCACCCACAUCACCCGGCCAUGAUGAUGCAUGGAGGACCCCCGCCUCACCCUGGAAUGCCAAUGUCAGCACAAAGCCCCACAAUGUUAAAUCCUGUGGACCCCAAUGUUGGGGGACAGGUUAUGGAUAUCCACGCCCAAUAGUAUAAGGGAAAAAAAAGAGAAACAAAAAUGUAAGACUUUAAACUUUGAACAGAUGUUGACACUUAAUGGAAUUCCAGACGAGCUGUGAUUUUGUUUUCACUCGACGCCAGCAGAGGACCAAUGGCAAGGCCAGGCAAAUGUGAAGCCAAAAGCUUUCUUCACAUGAAAUUAACUCCAAUGUAAAGUUCCUCUGGAAAAGGACUGAAAGAUUUAUUACUACUGUAGCAUAAAUAUAGGAACUAAGUUAACUUGUACAUUUCUGUUGAUCACUCUAUUUCUGUUGCUUCCAAUAGUUUUUAGAAAGAAAGUUAUCCUUUUUCCACACUAUGUGUGUUGUUCCCAAAAUGGUUGUCCUCGUACAGCAAAUGGAGCCACGUUUCAGACCAGAUUGCCCAGAUCCAGCCACCUUGCCAUAGAGGAAGGAGCUAAUAUGAAGAUCUGUGAGACUUCUUUGGAUGCAGCCAUAGGCGAAAGGUUUUGAGAAUGCACUAACAUACCUAAUUUUCUCUGGAACAAAUGUGGCCUGUCACAACAAAGCCUACUUGGUCCACCUGAAGGGCUUAUGUCUGAUCAUAUUCUGGAUUGACUCUUCUUCAAAGAGCUUGUUGAUGGAAACCUGAAGAUGAAUUAGCAGCUUCCUGCUAUGGCUGUGGGCCUCAGCAUUGAGAAAAUGUUGUCACAAAAACAACUAAAAAUGCUCUUGGGCAGACUUUUCUUAAUGAAAUUUCCUUUUGCUGGUCUUGCACCAAAACAGACCUUUUUAAAUGAACUCAAACUGCUUGGAACAAGCAACGAUAAAAAAAUACUGUAACAUACUUGGUACAGAGAGUUCAGUAUAUUAAUUGUUACAUGUUAGAUAUCUAUGUGUUUACCUCAAUGAGAAAUAACGAAUGUUUUGCUAGUAUCAAAUCUGCUGUGGAAUUGGUAUUGUAUGUCAAUGAAUUCCUUACUUUUAUCAGCACGUGUCACUAGAAGAAAAUGCUGUUUUCCUUGCGAGCUUUGUCAGAUUACAUAAAUACUUGUAUGAGGACUGUGACGUAUGUUUAAAAGGUGUUCAGUCACAAAAUGCCGUAAUAAAUAUUUCAUUUUUA
Chiloscyllium plagiosum (whitespotted bambooshark) is the source of this 2834-nucleotide messenger RNA. RefSeq names its product Meis homeobox 2a (gene meis2a). Lineage: Eukaryota; Metazoa; Chordata; Chondrichthyes; Orectolobiformes; Hemiscylliidae. Gene Ontology annotation, molecular function: DNA binding. The record is from RefSeq and is a predicted model, not a curated record. Gene Ontology annotation, biological process: regulation of DNA-templated transcription.